UAAGUGUUUCUUCAUAGUGAAAGAUUGCAUAUUAUAGUGUCCCGUCGCUGUCGUCGUCGUCGUCGAAAUUCCAGUGAAAAUCAACCAACAAAAACGGUGCAAAAUUGCCGAAAAAAGCGUCCGCUUCUACUUUUCGAAGAGGUUUCUUUUAUUUUUGGUUUUCCUUUGGUUUCCUUUCCUGGUCCUUCCAGCAGUUAGUGGAAGCCGGUUGCUGAUCCUUCUUCUUGCCAAUUUCCAACUCGAAAAACAUCACCGCACACCGUCAGGCCGUAAAGCGAACAGUUCACUCUAUUUGAAGUCCCCAAAACGACAACCCAUCGGAUAUACAAUGGCCGAUCAGCAGCAGUACUUCCUCAAGUGGAAUGACUUUCAAACUAAUAUGGUGACCUCGUUCCGGCACCUCCGUAACGAGAAAAGCUUCACAGAUGUAACCCUGGCAUGCGAAGGGCAGACGUGCAAAGCUCACAAGAUGGUGCUAUCUGCUUGUAGUCCUUACUUCAAGUCGUUGCUGGAGGAAAACCCCUCCAAGCAUCCGAUCAUCAUCCUAAAGGACGUGUCUUACAGCCACCUGCAGGCGAUCCUAGAGUUUAUGUACGCCGGCGAGGUGAACGUGUCUCAGGAACAACUGCCGACGUUUUUGAAAACCGCCGAUAGACUGAAAGUCAAGGGUCUCGCAGAGACCCCUACGAAUAUCAAGCGAGAGGGUUAGACGGAGAGGACUGGUGUGUUGUUGCGUUAUGCCGUAUUCUUUCGUCUCCUAAUGCGCCCCGCUCGGCCCCAGAACCUCCUAAUCAGUCACACAGAUACACAUGUAGAACAAACACAGAAACAUAAGCCUCACAUUAUUAAGCUGAUGGUAACUAAAAUUUCGCUAGGAUUUCUGAGAUGGAGCUGCGAGCGGUGCAACAAAUAUUAAGGUAAAUUUUCUGAUGAACCGUAUACCUAUUCUUACACACUCACACAUACACAUACACACACGCAUGAGCUAGACGAAAGAUAGUGAGCGAGCAACCGUGCGUAUAGUAAGAAUAUUAAAAUUAAACUCUAAUUAUACAACAAAAACUUGCGAAAGAGGGCGGCAGACAACCGAUCUUUUUUGCAUAUUUUUUUAGUUUUUACUACCGAUAGUAACGGUUAAUUCCAAAACAACAAUAAUUAUUGAAGACAAGAGCAAUUAUCUUCCUACAGUUUUAUUCAGUUGUUUGAUCGUAUGAAGAUGCACUUUUCCCACUUUUUAUUUGCAUAAAACUUAAACGACAGAAGCAUAACAAAAGUUGAUUGACAGAGUACAGUCAAGUUAGAGGCUGUACGGAAUAAAAGAUGAAAAGCGACGGAAAAUGGAGCGUGAGGAGAGCUGCUUUUUUUUUAGAGAGGGAACAGAAUUCAUUCGACAAUUGGCAUACCGAGUUUUGUUUGGCCUGAAAUGCGCGUUUUCGGUGAAAUGUGUAAAUAUGAGAGAAACGACAAUGGGGAAAUGCAGUGCUAAUUAAUUAGGGAAUGCGCACUUAAAAGAUAUGAAAGCGGGAGUAAAUCUGAUUAAAUUUAUGGAAGAGAACCCGUGCAGAAUAUAUACUAAAGAAUGGAUCAAUUUUAAAGUAGGAAAUAUAUAUCACUUGCAAGAGGAUGAUGAUUAUCUUCCGGAUUUUAUUUUAAUACCUUCUUUCUUUUUUCUUGUGAAAUCGUCUAAAUUGCAUAAACAGAAGAAAAUAAAAAGUAAACGGAAUCAAAGUAUAAGUUUCUUUCCCUCUAUUUCUGCGUCAUCUAUCUCACGCUAUUUGAUUAAGACGUGUACUGCUAUUAUUAUAUAUUUUUUGUUAGCACAAUUGUAUUUCACGAGACAGUAAAAUUUUGUAGGAAUUACAUUAAAAGUAA
Messenger RNA from Ochlerotatus camptorhynchus, 1872 nucleotides. It is a transcript of the gene lolal, whose product is annotated as lola like. Gene Ontology annotation, cellular component: nucleus. The record is from RefSeq and is a predicted model, not a curated record. Gene Ontology annotation, biological process: regulation of transcription by RNA polymerase II. The coding region runs from base 329 to 709 and encodes 126 amino acids. The transcript is spliced from 4 exons. Lineage: Eukaryota; Metazoa; Arthropoda; Insecta; Diptera; Culicidae. Gene Ontology annotation, molecular function: protein binding.